Messenger RNA from Eurytemora carolleeae, 1077 nucleotides. RefSeq lists its product as uncharacterized. The record is from RefSeq and is a predicted model, not a curated record. The transcript is spliced from 5 exons. NCBI's taxonomy places the organism in Eukaryota, Metazoa, Arthropoda, Copepoda, Calanoida, Temoridae. The coding region runs from base 406 to 1077 and encodes 223 amino acids.
UGAAAAUAAACACCCAUGGCUUCAUUUAAUUAUACAUUUUUAAGGGCCUGGAUCAAAGCUACUGAGAUAUUUAACUUAGAAACGAAUUUAAACCUGGAUCGGCAGCAGAGCUUAGUAACUGCGAAAGAGAACAGGGUAGCGGCCACCAUGGGGAGGUUUUUCCACCAUGGCAGAGGGACUGGAGGGGGCUCUCCCAUCUUUCCCCCCCCAGAACAGGAUGACAUAAAUGCCCUUCCUCUCGAAAUGCCGCCCCAUAUGCAGGUGAGCUUGCCUCCCGCCAGGGUAAAUCCUUCCGUCCUGAAUGGACCUCAUCCAAAGAUUGUUGAGCCUAGAAAUCUCUCAUAUGAUCCUCUCCUUAUGGCUGGCAUAUCAGCGGGGAUAUUAUAAGACCCAUCUCAAGAUUCAAUGAGAUCUCCAAUUGUUCAACGCUUACAGUAUACAGGAUAUUCCUUGCUAUCAUCUGAGUAUGGAGACAGCCCUGUCCGAAAAGCACCUGCCCCAAGAACUUCUCCCCCGAGAUCUCCUCCUACCCUUCCUUCCCCUGUUAUCCGUUCCCGUCCGCAAAAUUCUCCAUUGUAUUAUAGACGGGUAGGAUCUCCAGAUAUAUCGCCAGUGCCAAUAAAUGCAAGACAGGAGCGUUUACAGCAACCUCAAAAAACAAAACGAACCAGAGCUUCAGCAGCAACUGCUGCUGCUCCUCCUUGUUCCGAGUCACGGGUUGCCUCUGCCACUAGUGCAGCUGAAGCUUACUAUCAGCUUCAUCGUGACUGGUUGUCCAGGACGGAGAUGGAGAAGGUGGAGACAAGUCUAGUUGAAAGAGAAGCGUAUAGAGCUAAAAAACUAGCCUUUGAGGCUCAAGCCGAAGCCUUCAAAGCCCAAGCGGCUUAUUGGAGGAAAAAAACAGAAUCUGAAUUUCCCAUCACGACUAACUCGCAAAAUAAUAAAGACAAAGUUUUUAUCCUUUUAAUGAUUAUUUUUCCUUUUUUUCCAAUUUUUCUAACCAAUCGUUUGAUAAAAAUGAAAAAGUUGCAAAUGUCUUAUAUAUGGCUGUUUGGUGUUGAGGUCAAAAAUGCUUAA